This is a messenger RNA of Trichobilharzia szidati, 2186 nucleotides long. NCBI's taxonomy places the organism in Eukaryota, Metazoa, Platyhelminthes, Trematoda, Strigeidida, Schistosomatidae. The record is from the annotation of a GenBank genome assembly.
CUUUAGUUGGAGAUUACGCUACUAUGGGUCAAAAGCGUGUCGCACAUGUCGCCAAGAUCAAGGGGCUUAGUCGCGAAGUUCGGAUUGUAAGUAAAUAAGUUCCCUGCACUAUACCGACUAGAAAGAUGUAAAAAAGUUUUUUAUGCCAAUAAGAAUAAAAGAUUUCAAAGUGAUAAAGAAUGGCACGGGCAUUGUAUUUUUUCGGAAUGACCGUGAUUUAAGUGAAGCUCUGAAAAAGGAAGGUGAGGUCAGUGGCAGAGCAGUUAAAGUUCUUAAGCAUGUUCCGAAGAAGAAGCAAUGCCCAGACACUCAUGAUCAGAAUCCACCUAAACCCAGUUGGCCAACGAAGACAACUGAGGAAAUUAUGUCGGCCAUUUUAGAGACAGGCCGACUUUUUGUCCGAAAUUUGUCCUACACGUGCACUGAGCAAGACCUUGAGAAACUGUUUUCUCCAUUCGGUGCUCUUUCAGAUAUUCACUUGGCCUUUGACUCAUGGUCACAUACGUCCAAAGGGUUCGCAUUCGUCACAUUUCUCUUCCCUUCUGAUGCAGUGAAAGCUUACAAAUCAUUAGACAAGACUAAAUUUAUGGAUAGACUGCUUCAUAUCAUUCCUGGUCAAGAACCUUUAGAAUCUCAGCAUACAGCUAAGAAAUCUACAGAUAGCGUCCAAGAAAGUGAAAAUCCGACUGAACCACCAAAGAUGUUGCAAUCGAGUUUCAAAAGUGAACGCUUUGAGGAGCUUAAAAAGAGCUCAAACGUUGGACACAACUGGAAUGCACUAUUUAUUCGACCAGAUGCUGUUGCUACUUAUUUGGCUGCGAAAUUCGGAUUAACCAUGGAGCAAGUUUUAGAUCCAACCGGUAAUAAAUCAGUCGCUGUACGUCUGGCACAUGGUGAGACUCAAUUAAUUGCUGAAAUGAAAGAGUUUCUUCAAUCUCAUGGUGUACGACUAAAGGCUUUUGAAAACCAAAAUGAUGGUGAUGUAAAUGGAACUGAAAAUCAUCCUGUUGUUCCUGAAGCCUCUGGUCAGCGUAAUCGCCUAGAAUCAAAAUCACAAUCGGCUAUCCGCCAGUUAUCGGGAACUGCCUUUUUAAUUAAAAAUUUACCCGCUGGAACAACUGAGCAUGAAGUUCGUGAUUUACUUAGACAAUAUACAAAAAGUACAGUGGACGCUGAUCCAAAUACUGCUUCACUUCGUUCAGGCUUAAAACGUGUCCUAGUGCCUCCAUUAGGUAUUACUGCUAUUGUAGAGUAUACUCAUUCUCAACAAGCUCGGUUGAUGUACAAAGCGCUUGCAUAUGAACCGUUUCGGGAUAGUGUUCUCUUUGUCCAAUGGUUACCCGAUGGUGCUUUGAAACCUGCACCUGAAGAAAAGCUGUCUAAAGAAGAAAAGUCGAAAAAAAUCUCUCAUAAGAAACGAGCUGCUGUUGAAAAAGUCAUCAAAACUGAACAAUCUGAUGCAGAGUUCGAAUUGGUCACCUCAGUUCCUACUGAUAAUUAUACACCGAAGACGAAAGAAGAACAUGAGGUUGAAGAUGUAGAAAUGAAUUCACCGCCUAAAGGCAAUGACAAAUUAAAUGGAACAAAAGCAUCCGCUAAGAGCAAACAACACUUGAAUAAAAAACAGAAAAUUAAACAGCAGACAAUGAAUGCUGACAACGAUCUUGUCGUCCGUCAGAGUAAAAAGGUUAAAAUGACUAGUGAUGAUGAUUAUGAUGAUGAUGAGAAGAAGGCUGGGGAGGAAGAAGACGAUAAUGGUUCACAGUCUGAAAAUACCACAGAGAAGAGUGGUAUUCAUGGUGAAGGAAAAAUCACUGCUCAGAAGUCAUUCUUACGAAAACCGAAUAAAAUUGUAAUAGUGCGUAAUGUACCGUUCCAAGCUACACAAAAAGAAUUAGUCGAGUUGUUCCAACCAAUCGGUGGUCUUGUCAAUGUUCGAUUACCGAAGAAGGCAACAGGUGGACAUCGUGGAUUUGCAUUUAUUGAAUUUGAUACAUUGGAUAAAGCUAAGGCUGCAAUAGAAACACUCGGUGUGGCUACACAUUUAUUGGGUCGUCGUUUACGUAUUGAAUACGCUCAGGCAUGAGGAGGAGGAUUUAAUAAUAAUGGGAUCAUACAUUUCUAUCUUUGUAAAUAAUACUAUUUUUCUUUAUUUUGAAGAUAAAAUAUUCAUUUUCCAUCAGAAA